CCCCACCUGCGCCGCGUGUCGCCAUUCGGUCCUCAGCAUCCGCUUCUUCCGAGUCCCGCCGACUCGAGUCAGCCUCCAACCGCCCAGCCUCCGCAGCCAAUCCUUUUCCCCCACCUUCCAGCCAAACCUCACGGAUGACGACGGCGAGGGCGAGCUCCCCUCCUGCCACCCCCACCCCCGCCUCCCCCGUCUCGCUCCUCCCGCCACACCGCCCUUCCCUUCCCCGCUUCCGCUUGCGGCCACCACUAGCGGCUUCAGCAGCCGCCGCGGCUUUUCCCAUUUCUUUGGGCUUUGGCUGCCGUCCCUUGCCCAGCGUCCGCUGUCAAGCCGCCGCCGGGCCGUCCCCGCCCUCCUCCGAGCCGCCGCCUCCGUCUCCGCACGGUUGGCAAGAGAGGCUGUCAAGGUUGCAGGAUAGGGCACGGAUAUUCUUUGCAGUCUUGUUCUGGAUGUCAUUAUUUUUCUGGGGGAGUGCUUGGGAUGGAAGUAAUAAUUCAGGGGGUAAGAAGCGCCAACGAUUUCGAAAGAAAUCAAAGUGAAGAUGCUCUAGGAAUGAGUAUCAUAUCAUUUUUCUUGGCAUAUAGCUUUCUAUGUACAAGGACUCAUGAGCAUACAAUGGCGCUAGUGAAUGUGUAGGCAUAGAAAGCUGUCGUGUUACAUAGACGCUAUAUAGUCCUGACCAUGCCAUGAUUAUGACUCUGAAUCAGUGGCGGACACUGUGUGAAUAAUUUUAUGUUUGGAUUGUGUUGGAA
Phragmites australis (common reed) is the source of this 749-nucleotide messenger RNA. Its product is annotated as proline-rich receptor-like protein kinase PERK14. The transcript has 2 exons. Bases 135 to 536 code for a protein of 133 amino acids. The record is from RefSeq and is a predicted model, not a curated record. Lineage: Eukaryota; Viridiplantae; Streptophyta; Magnoliopsida; Poales; Poaceae.